AUGGCAUCAACAGUCCAGCCCUACAAUUGGAGUAUCCACGCCAUACCAGCAGCGUAUCUCCUGGCCUUCCCACCGUACCUCUACCAGUUCGCCCGCUGCAUGACCGCCUCAAAUUACACCGCUACCAACAUCGUUCCCAGAACCAACCUUGAGCUCCUAAAGCCCAAGCUGCCCAACAAUGUCUGGCAGAGUCUCGUCCGUGCCAGAGGCGCUCAUUUGAAUGCGCUCGAGGGUUUCCCGCUGUUUGCUGCUGCUAUGAUAGCCGGCAACUACGCCAAGCUCGACACGAGAGAGAUGAACACCCUCGCCGCGGACUAUCUUCUGCUUCGAGUAGUCUACACAGGGUUAUAUAUGACGGUCAAGAGCGAAGCAGCGAGCUACCUGCGUAGCACUGUCUACGCAGCCAGCUUGAGCGUACCGCUGUAUGUGCUCUGGAAAGCCGGAAAUCGAAUUGCGGCGGACAAGUUCUAA
Messenger RNA from Cyphellophora attinorum, 471 nucleotides. RefSeq lists its product as uncharacterized. The transcript has 3 exons. Lineage: Eukaryota; Fungi; Ascomycota; Eurotiomycetes; Chaetothyriales; Cyphellophoraceae. Gene Ontology annotation, cellular component: membrane. Bases 1 to 471 code for a protein of 156 amino acids. The record is from RefSeq and is a predicted model, not a curated record.